Molecule: messenger RNA, 2886 nt
Organism: Haliotis rubra (blacklip abalone)
Lineage: Eukaryota; Metazoa; Mollusca; Gastropoda; Lepetellida; Haliotidae
Product: 7-dehydrocholesterol reductase-like
Biological process (GO): brassinosteroid biosynthetic process; sterol biosynthetic process
Cellular component (GO): endoplasmic reticulum membrane
Molecular function (GO): oxidoreductase activity, acting on the CH-CH group of donors, NAD or NADP as acceptor
Source: RefSeq, a predicted model, not a curated record
CCCACAUUCCACGAGCAAUUUCUAAAUUUGAAUAAGAAAUGUCUAGGAACAGACCCAACACCAAUAAUUCAGAAGUGUAAUCUACAACUGAUGGGAUUCGUCUGCUUGAACUAUUACUGAGCAUGCGCGCUGACCUUCGCUGAGGUGAGAUCGUAUGAUCAGCCAAGAGUGGUAUAAUAGGAUCAUAUCGCGUGCUGUCCACACUUCAGAGAGGAGAGGCGGAGUUUAUAGAGCAGCCCAGUAGCAGACGAUACAGAAAGCAGACGACAGAAAGCAGACGACAGAAAACGGACGACAGCGCUUUGAGAAUUGUUACCGUGACCAGCACCUAGCGUCGACCCUUGUCGGUUUCCACCUCAGAGCGACGUUAUCUCCGCUGUGACUCACACCUCUCUGUCUUCACCAUCUCGGUCUCCAUGGAGUAGCGCUCACUAUCACUUGGCGUGAAGCACCCCAGAGACCUUCCGAACAGAUCUUCUGAAUCACGCCCAACCGGACCCAGUCCAUCUAAACCUGCACUUCACCGACAGCAACUGACAUGACUGAGGCUACCCACCGGAAGUCAAGCCAAAUGGGCAAAGAAGAUGUGCUCCAGAACGGUUUCCAAGGAUACAAGGAGGGAUAUGAAACACUCUCUCAGAAUAAGUGGAUGCUCAAGCUUCGCCAUGUUUUGCAGACUACCGUCUUCCCACUACUGCUGACACUGACCACACCGAACUUCGUCAUCAUCUUGUGGUACACCGCGGUGCACAGUGAAGGUAGUUACAGCAAGAUGGCUGACGUUUUCCAGGGCAGAUCCAUCCUGGGAGGUCUGCUGUACAUGUGGGGUCAGGUCCGACCUUACAACACUUUGAUAACUGCCAUACUUGUAGUAUACAGUUUCUAUGCUCUCGUCACGAUGAAGCUUAUCCCCGGCAAGACUGUGUAUGGACCUCUAACCCCUAAGGGCAAUGUUCCCGUGUAUAAGGAUAACGGCUUCGCGUUUUUCAUCCUGACUAUGGUGCUAUUUGUUGUGAUUACUGCAUUCCUUAAACAACUAGGUAUGACCCCCACAAUAAUAUAUGACCAGUUUGACACAGUGCUUUCAACCCUGAAUAUUUUCAGCCUUAUAUUUUGUUUAUUCCUAUACGUGAAGGGUAUAGUAUCUCCCUCCUCGACCGACUGCGGGGCAACAGGUAAUUUUAUUUUUGACUAUUACUGGGGAACGGAACUGUACCCAAGAAUCUUUGGCUAUGACAUUAAGGUUUUUACCAACUGUCGGUUCGGUUUGAUGGUCUGGGCUCUUUUGGUUUCGAUUUUUGCCCUUAAAAGCUACGAGCUGCAUGGAUUUGUUGACAGCAUGUUUGUUUGUUGCACACUCCAACUCGUGUAUUUGGCCAAGUUCUUCUGGUGGGAGGCGGGAUACAUGCGGACCAUUGAUAUCAUGCUUGAUCGUGCUGGCUACUACAUCUGCUGGGGCUGUCUAGUGUUUGUGCCAGGCUUCUACACGUCCGUGAGUCUUUACCUCGUCAACCAGCCUGUCAUUCUCGGACCAUGGCUCACAGCGUUGUUCCUCACAUGUGGUAUCCUCUCCAUCUACAUCAACUACGACGCCGACAACCAGAAACAGGCAGUAAGGGGCGCUGACGGUAACUGUCUCAUCUGGGGACGCAAGGCUGAGGUGAUUCGAGCAAAGUAUCAUCUUGAAAGUGGAGAAGAACGCGAGAGCAUCCUUCUUGCAUCUGGCUGGUGGGGCUUUUCUAGACACUUUCAUUACAUCCCGGAGAUACUGUUGGCCUUUUUCUGGUCAGUACCCGCCCUCUUCGUCAACAUCAUGCCCUUCUCAUACACCAUCUUCCUCAUCGUGCUGCUGAUACAUCGCAGCUACCGGGAUGAGGCCAAGUGUUGCCAGAAGUACGGCACUUUUUGGGUGGAAUAUUGCAAGAGGGUGCCCCACAAGAUUGUCCCGUAUCUCUUCUAAUCACGUGGCUGUUGUUUCAUCGAUACGGUGUAGAAGUAUUUAUGAAUUCCCGGUUUGAGACAGUUAAGGCACAACAAUGAACUAUAUGUGUUCAUUGAAAGGAGAACUGUAACGAAAUCAACUCGCUCGUGUUGUGCUAGAUACCCGCCAAAGAUUUCUUGCCUUACCACCAUCAUAUGUGGAUUCUUGGUCAUUCGGUGCACAAAGGUGUUAUCAUUGUUGGUUAUCAGGUGAAAGUUAUUCAACGUGCUCGUACGCUAAACUUUGAUCUGGGUUAACGGUUGAGUUAGCUGGAUCUAAUAUCCAGUCUGUCUCUGAAUGGACAUGCGUCGUCGGACGGCAAUAUUUAAGCAUUUUGUUCACAGUUGAUGUUUUGUUACAUUCUGUUAUUUAGGCCAGCAUGGGCCAUAUUCAGUCACAUUUGCGUAUAUGCACGCGUGGGGAAGGAUACGACAAUUUUUGUCUCUUAAUCGGUUUAUGCCAACUCAGUUUUAAUGCUUCUUUUUCUUGUUGCUUUAUCUGCAGCAUCUGUCACACGGUAAAUUCCACACUAAGAACUAGGGAGGUAAUUCUGAUUGAACCCACAUCAUUAAGACAGCCUGUAGUAGACACUAAUGUUACGGCAGCCUGCUAUGGACACUAUUGUUACGUCUACGUUACGGCAUCCUGUAAUGGACACUAAUGUUACGUCUACGUUAUGGCAGCCUGUAGUGGACACUAGUGUUACGUCUACGUUACGGCAGCCUGUAAUGGACACUAUUGUUACGUCUACGUUACGGCAGCCUGUAAUGGACACUAAUGUUACGUCUACGUUACGGCAGCCUGUAGUAGACACUAGUGUUACGUCUACGUUACGUCAGCCUGUAAUGGACACUAAUGUUACGUCUACGUAACGGCGGCCUGUAAUAGACACAAAUGUUACGUCA